This is a messenger RNA of Kwoniella mangroviensis CBS 8507, 2256 nucleotides long. RefSeq lists its product as uncharacterized. The record is from RefSeq and is a predicted model, not a curated record. The coding region runs from base 1 to 2256 and encodes 751 amino acids. NCBI's taxonomy places the organism in Eukaryota, Fungi, Basidiomycota, Tremellomycetes, Tremellales, Cryptococcaceae. Gene Ontology annotation, cellular component: nucleus. Gene Ontology annotation, biological process: mismatch repair; reciprocal meiotic recombination. The transcript is spliced from 32 exons. Gene Ontology annotation, molecular function: ATP binding; ATP-dependent DNA damage sensor activity; mismatched DNA binding.
AUGUCCUCCUACACCUACCCUGGCUCAGGCAGAUCAGUCCGAUCAAGAUCUCGACGAGGUUCCAGAGCAAGUGGCCGUCCUGCGGGUCCUUCGACUCGUGCAUCAACUUGUGUGGAAGACAUGAACGAAUAUGUGGUCGCGCUGUCACAGAGCAGAGGCAACGGAACAGAAGUUGGUAUCGCUGUACAUAGCUUGAGUACUGGUCAUACUGUAUUAACGCAGGUUGCCGACACCCCUUUCUUCCAGAAAACCCUUCAACACUUGACCCUUCAUCCUCCCUGCACUGUUCUGGUGCCCGAGAACCGCAAUCAAGCUGGAGAGAAUAUACCUUCUGGCACUCAAUUAAUCGAGGAAGUCGAAGAUUCUUUCGAGCUCGAAUGCGUUACCCUUCCCCGGGAAUACUGGAAUCGAGAGAAGGGUCACGAUGAUAUCCUUCGGCUCGCUGUGCGCAAUGAAGUCCAAACUUCAACCCUCAUGGCAGCUGAAGAAAAGUACUACGCAUUAUGCGCCAUUUCGGCUCUCUUCAAAUUCCUUGAAGUCCGACAAGGAUUGAAAUACCCUAAAGAAGCGUUGAAAAUUCGAUAUGCAAGCUCAGAAGGCACAAUGUUCAUCGACACUGAUACAGCCAAGAACUUGGAGUUGGUGAAGAACACAUUGACCAACACGACCAAAGACACCCUUUACGGCAUACUCAACAAAUGCUUCACCCCCAUGGGCUCUCGUCUGUUACGAGGGAACAUCCUUCAACCUAGUAACAUCCAACAUACGAUUGAAGGACGAUUGGAUGCCGUGCAAGAUGGUCUCAAGGCACUAGGCAGUACCGAUCUUGAUACGUUAAUACUUCAAGCUUCACGAAAGAGACAGGGAUCUGUCUCAGUAGUGGAGACGGAAGCUCGAAUCUCCAUUCUUCUGCAACUGCAAAAGUAUAUCCAAGGUACGAAAAGUAUACAAGAAGAAAUGACUUUGGGGAAGUGCAGAAUGCUCGUCGAGAUCCAGAAGGAAGAAGCUGACUGUGCAGAAUGCCUCACCACGGAUGGAAUCACCAAUUCCGCCAAGCGAAGGAAUCUCACAACUGCUCGACUCUAUGCCGUCAAGGCGGAGUUCAAUCAUCUACUGGAUGUAGCUAGAACCACUUUUAAGGAGAAUCUCGAUGAUAUCGAGCAUACGAUCCUGACCUCUAUGACAGAACGUCAUUCUCUACAUUGUACUCUUGAGCCGGUCGAGAACAAGUUCCGACUUGCGCUCAAACCUCAGGACGUGGAGGGUCGAGCCUUACCUGGAGAAUGUAUAAACGUGCAGAGGAAGAAGACUAAAAUAUCCUUCACCACCCAUGAACUGGUGGGCUUUACCGCUGCAGUGAUGCAAUUGCCAAGCUUGAUGUUCUCGCUUGUUUCGCUGAAUCGGCAUCUGGUGAGUGGUACGAAGUCGUAUGCAAAAGUGCGACCAAUGUUUGGCGAGACAAUUGCAAUCAAACUAAGUCGUCAUCCCAUUCUCGACAAAACACUUGGCCGUGACGAUUGUGUGCCCAAUGACAUCUAUGCCGCACAAGGCCAUGCCUCCUUUCAAUUGAUUCAAGGACCAAACAUGUCGGGCAAAAGCACCUUUCUUCGACAAGUCGGGCUACUCACAGUGCAGGCAAUGCUAGGUUGCUAUCGACUGUCAAAUGAUGACUCCCUCGACCGAAACUUGUCAACUUUCGCAUCCGAAAUGGCAACAUCAGCCAUGAUCUUAGGCUUAGCAACUCCCAACUCUCUAAUACUCAUUGAUGAGCUCGGUCGAGGAACUGCUCCCCUUGAAGGUCUUGAUCAAGUAUGGAUGGCUUACAUACAGUCUUUUGUCUUCUUCACGACCCACUUCCACGAUUUGGCAACGACUCUUGGAUCUAUGCGAGGGGUGGUUCGCAUGCACCUUCGAGUCCAAGACAACAGAGUGGAAGACGACAAUAACGCCUUUUCGACCACUUUUCAGUACAAAGUGGAGGAGGGUCCAGCUGUCAUCGAACACUACGGGUUGAAACUCGCAAAACUCGCUUCGUUACCUGCGGAUGUGCUCAAUCGUGCUAAGGAAGUAGCGAUGAGCUUGAGUGAGCUUGAGGCAAAAGGACGAGACUCGACCGCUUCUCACGCAAUGAUAAAACGUCGAAAACUCCUUCUGGAACGCAGAGAAGCCGAUAACGAGGAACUCGCCCAGACUUUGAGACACCUGCAACGAGAAAGUCUCGACGAGUUCACCAAGACCUUCCAAGCGGUCGCCUAA